This is a messenger RNA of Tinamus guttatus (white-throated tinamou), 1504 nucleotides long. RefSeq names its product BAR/IMD domain containing adaptor protein 2 like 2 (gene BAIAP2L2). Gene Ontology annotation, cellular component: cytosol; nucleoplasm. The record is from RefSeq and is a predicted model, not a curated record. Lineage: Eukaryota; Metazoa; Chordata; Aves; Tinamiformes; Tinamidae. Gene Ontology annotation, molecular function: protein binding. Gene Ontology annotation, biological process: plasma membrane organization; actin crosslink formation; actin filament bundle assembly.
AUGGAGCCGUCCUACAGAUCCACCAUCUCCAUCUACAAGAGUAUCCUGGAUGAGUUCAACCCUGCGCUGGAGAACCUGGUGUACCUGGGGAACAACUACCUGCGCGCCUUCCAUGCGUUAUCUAAAGCAGCCGAAGUCUAUUUUAAAGCAAUUGAGAAGAUUGGGGAGCAAGCGCUGCAGAGCUCCACCUCACAAGUGCUGGGUGAAAUUCUGGUGCAGAUGUCCAACACACAUAGACUCCUGAACUCCGAUUUAGACGUUGUGACUCGGACCUUCCACGUGGACUUGCUGCAGCACAUGGAGAAGAACACCAAAAUGGACGUGCAGUUCAUUAGUGAGAGCCAAAAGCAGUAUGAGCUGGAGUACCGGCACAGAGCCAGCAGCCUGGAGAAGUGCAUGACAGAGCUGUGGAGAAUGGAGAGGGCUCGUGAUAAAAAGGCGCGGGAAAUGAAGGAGAACGUGAUGCAGCUGCGCUCGGAGAUGCAGGCGUUCGUGUCCGAGAGCCAGAGAGCUGCUGAACUGGAAGAGAAGCGCCGCUACCGCUUCCUGGCUGAAAAGCACCAGCUGCUCUCCAACACCCUCCUCCAGUUCUACAGCAGGGCCCGGAGCAUGAUCCAGGUGAAGGUGCCGCAGUGGAAAGAGCAGCUGGAGGCCACUCGCAACCCCUCGGGCGGCCUCCUCACCGCUUCCCAUGGCCAGGGCUACCCAUCAGGCCGGCUCACGCCCAGCCACCUCGAGAUGCCCCAGAGACCCCUUGAGGAUUUUGUAUCUCCCAUGAUUGGGAGUAGAUCCAGUGUCUUCUCUCAGGAGCCUCCAGAAAUGAGACUGUCUCCUCAACCAGAUCCCCCCAGGCAGCUCCUGCAAAGGACACCGUCUGUCGGUUUGCUCCCUACUGGCCGUACUUCCCGCUCUGGUUCCUUUGGGGAAGGCAGCAGCAGCGAAGGCAGGAAGAGAAGCAACAUGGUGAGAGUACAGGCUAUUGUGCCCCAUGCCACGGGUACCAACCGGACCCUGCUGCGGUUUGACCUCGGGGACGUCAUCACAGUGCUGAUUCCAGAAGCGCAGAACGGCUGGCUUUAUGGCAAGCUGGAAGGCUCCUCCACAUGCGGAUGGUUCCCUGAAACUUAUGCCAAGCCUCUAGAGGAUACAAGGGACUCAGAGGCACCAGCCACCAGGUCCUUCCCCCUCCGAAGCAGUCACAGUAUGGAUGACAUCCUGGACCGUCCCAGCACUCCUUCCUCUAGCAAUUACUGGCCAACCACUACCCAGGCCCAUUUGCCGAGCCCACCUCCCACCUCAGUGGGUACCAGCAGUCACCAGAGUAGGGGAGCAACCCCAGCUGGUUCACAUUCGAAGAAAUCAGGAGUGUGGGACCAGCCUCCCGAACUCUUCCCACGAGGCACCAACCCAUUUGCCACAGUCAAGCUGCGCCCCACAGUCACCAAUGACCGCUCAGCGCCCAUCAUCCAGUGAAGAAGGGCUGCAGACAGCAGAGAAGAGAGCG